AGUCCCAUAUACAGUUAGUCACCUUCCAACCGUAUUGAGAUACGGCGGUUCGUUUAACUGAGCAAGUCCAAAAGCUCCGAUCUUUACUUUAGUGAGUUUCAUGUGCGGUAUCGUGGUCUUCGUCCCUCUCGUCGAAAAUUAUAUUAUAUGGGACAAUAUUUGAGAUUUUUUUCACUAAUACUUUCUCAAUUUGGCGGUUAUAUGUGAUCAUUCAAGCUCCAGAAGUGCAACUCUCUAAAGAUAUUCUGAAAAAAUGACUGACAACUUGCAAUUUCGACAUACAAUUGGAGAUAUAACAACAUUUAUUUGUCGAGAUGCGGUAAACAUUGUGCCAGAAAAAAUAUUGUGUGAUGUUUAACGUUUAACUAAUUAGAAAAAAACGCAGAGAAAAUGGAAGACGAUGAUAUUUCCGUCCGGGUUGCCGUCAGGAUUCGGCCCCAAACUUCACGUGAAAUUAUCGACAUGUGCCAAAUGUGUACUGCCGUAACACCAGGGGAGCCCCAGGUUACACUUGGCAAUGAUAAAGCCUUCACUUAUAAUUACGUUUUUGAUACGGAAUCGCAUCAGGAAGACAUUUAUGAGAGUUGCGUGGGAUCUUUAAUCGAGUCGUCACUUGAAGGGUAUAAUGCCACUGUUCUUGCUUAUGGACAAACGGGGUCUGGGAAAACCUACACUAUGGGUACAGGGUUUGAUGUUGAACUGCCAAAUGAACAGAAAGGUAUAAUUCCAAGAGCCAUACACCAUCUCUUUGAUGGGAUUCAGUCUCGAAUAGACAGGGCUCAUGAAGAUGGUAUACUCGCACCUGAAUUCAAAGUUACAGUACAAUUUAUGGAAUUGUAUAACGAGGAAGUUAUUGAUUUAUUUAACCCAUCCUAUACAAAAGAAAAAGUUUACAAAAUACACGAAGAUCCUUAUGGAGGGAUUCAAGUCAAAGGCGUUACAUUCAAGACAGUUCAAUCCGCUGAGGAAGCCCUACAAUGCUUGCGAUUAGGAGCGUUAUCUCGAACAACUGCUAGUACUCAGAUGAACACGCAGUCUUCAAGAUCGCAUGCAAUAUUCACACUGCACAUUAGGCAGCAAAAGUUGGUAGUGCCUGAUGAUGAAAAUGUAAUUUCCAAUGAGUUUGAAACGCUUAGUGCCAAGUUCCACUUUGUGGAUUUGGCUGGUUCGGAGAGACUGAAAAGAACUGGUGCCACUGGUGAAAGACAGAAAGAAGGAAUAUCUAUUAACUGUGGCUUACUUGCUUUAGGAAAUGUUAUCUCAGCUUUAGGUGACAAAGCCAAAAGAGCUUUACACGUGCCGUAUAGAGAUUCCAAGCUUACACGGCUGUUACAAGAUAGUUUAGGUGGAAAUAGUCAAACUGUGAUGAUAGCUUGCGUUAGUCCCAGUGAUAGAGAUUUUAUGGAAACUCUUAACACGCUGAAAUACGCUAACCGAGCGCGUAACAUUAAGAAUAAGAUAUUCAUUAAUCAGGAUAAGAGUUCGAAGACCAUAUGCCAGCUGCGGCAACAGAUUGCCCAGCUUCAAUUAGAAUUAGUCGAAUAUAAACAAGGAAAAAGAAUGGUCGGAGAAGAUGGAACUGAAACAAUUAACGAUAUGUUUUAUGAAAACAAUAUGCUCCAAGGAGAGAUAAAUAACUUACGAACCAGAGUAAAAGCAAUGCAAGAAACAAUAGAUGCAUUAACUUUAAAAAAUACUAAUUUAUUGGCUGAAAAAGCCAUGGGUGGAUGGAUUAGCAGCGGUAAUAAUAGCGAAGUGGCAGAUAUGGUUCAAGCCUACCUCAAAGAGAUAGAAGAGCUUCGAGCUAAGCUAAUAGAAUCUAACAACACUUGUGAACAACUCAGAAAGCAAUUGAGUCGUUCGCAAAGUCCUCACCGACAAAGUCUGCUAUUCAGCUCUAGUCUUAUUGGUGAUAAUACUUCUUUGAUUGAAGAGGCAAAGAGAAACUUGCAACGAGAAAAGGAAGUGUUGAAUCGCAGAUCCAUAGAGAUAGAGCAGGAUAGUGAGGGCGAUAGCGAACACGAAUCUACUAGUGAUAACGAGGAAGUAAACACAGAACUUAACGAAGAACUAAUGACACUUACUAACGAUAUUGAUAUGAAGCAGAAACUAAUUGAUGAACUAGAAUUGUCCCAGAGAAGAAUGCAAACCAUGAGACAACAUUAUGAAGACAAACUAAUGCAGCUUCAGCUUCGUAUUCAGAACACACAAGAAGAGCGAGAUAAGGUACUACACAAAUACGGCAACCAUCCAGAGCCGCCAGAUAAAGUAAAAAAAGUUAAAGAGGACUACACACGAAAAAUCAGCGAUAUGCAGAGGGAACUAAAACGACUUCAAGCUGCUCAAAAAGAGCAUGCACGACUGGUUAGAAAUCGUAGCCAAUAUGAACAGCAGUUGAAAAAUUACAAGGAAGAUCUGUUGGAAAUGAAACGAGCCAAAGUUAGAUUAAUAAAUAAAAUGAAAGAGGAAGCACAGAAACACAAGGAGUCAGAGCUAAAACGUGAAAGGGAAAUCGCCAAGCUGAAAAAGGAAUCUAGAAAAAAUGCCAAUGUUAUUAAAACGAUGGAAAAUGAAAGGCGAAUUAAAGAUCAGGUCUUAAAAAGGAAACAGGAGGAAGUGUCGGUUCUAAGGAAGAGCCAAAGAGGACGAUUGAGCCUUAAAGCUGCUGGAAAGCUCUCAUCCAAAGCAUUUUCGGAGAGAACAGCUAAGCAGAAGUGGUUACAAAUGGAAAAGUCGGUCAACAACAUCGCUUUAAAUCGACGAGGUUUAGUGGAGCAGGAAGUUCGAAUGGAACAUUUUCUGGAAAAACGCGAGGCACUGGGAAAAGAAUUAGAUGUUCUAGAAGAAAGACGUAAACAAGCUGUGGCUAAAAAUCAAGACCUUACUCAAUUGGAUAGUUACAUUGAAGACAUCAAAGAAAACAUAAACUAUGUCCAAGAGAUAAUCAGCGAAACUCAACAUAAUGUUAUAGAUAUUGAGAAAACUUUAGAUCCUGCUGACACAGCAGGCUUGGAUUUAAUUAUAGCAUCUGUUUACGAUAUAGAUGAAGCAAAAUAUAUCAUUCAAAAAUUAUACAAUAUGACCCUGGCCCAGAGUCAUGGUGUCGCUCAGCGCGAUGCUAAACUCAGGGAAAAUGAAGCGAACUUAGUAGAGUUGCAACAAGAGGCAAAUGUUAAAGGUCAACUUUUAGACCACUUACUCCACAACGAAAUCCCGAUAUUCUCUAAAGAGUUAGUUACCAGUGUUUCUAGUAACACUAAUGAUACUACUAGCUCAAAUAAUUCAUCCAGGUCUUCUUCUCCAACUCAUCCAGACACUCAUUUGCAAGUUCCUGAACAACAUGUUCCACAAACCAGAUCAAAAGUGAGACGGCGAACGGCUCAUCCCAACGAAAUGUUGUUCGGAUUAAAUGCUGGUUCAAAUAUGACCCAAUCACACGAUGCGCAUAGUAUGUUUAGACUGGAUUGUAGUUUACAGCGAGUCCCUAGUGUGCCGGGAAGCCUAAAAUUGAAUUCCUGAUGACCCACCAAGUGCGUAUCUAUCGGGAAAACGAUGAGGCGAACAGGCCGCGUAGUGAAAUUAGAGACGUAUUUUCUUGUAAUAGUAUUAAUAAGUUUCAAUUUUACAUACCGUCUACCAAUAAUGGUUUUACAUUGUUAAAGUUAAUCGUUUUAUUGUCAUUUUUAUUAUUAUUAUUAAUGUUGUUAAUUAUUUUAUGACAUAAAAUUAAAUUAACUAUUGAUCAGAAUAUUUAUAAAAGCAUAGAAACUAAUGUUUUAGAAAAAAUGUUUUAUUUCCGGUGCCCUUAUUUCGUUAUUCAUUAUUGAACUUAUUCUACAAUUAUUAUCUACAAAACGUAAAAUGCAAAAUUAAAUAAAAAUGAAAACAC
Messenger RNA from Dendroctonus ponderosae (mountain pine beetle), 3889 nucleotides. It is a transcript of the gene Klp31E, whose product is annotated as kinesin-like protein KIF21B. Gene Ontology annotation, molecular function: microtubule motor activity; ATP binding; microtubule binding. Lineage: Eukaryota; Metazoa; Arthropoda; Insecta; Coleoptera; Curculionidae. The coding region runs from base 391 to 3519 and encodes 1042 amino acids. The record is from RefSeq and is a predicted model, not a curated record. Gene Ontology annotation, biological process: microtubule-based movement; mitotic spindle organization. The transcript is spliced from 9 exons.